Pistacia vera is the source of this 1738-nucleotide messenger RNA. RefSeq names its product dof zinc finger protein DOF1.4. Gene Ontology annotation, molecular function: DNA binding; DNA-binding transcription factor activity. NCBI's taxonomy places the organism in Eukaryota, Viridiplantae, Streptophyta, Magnoliopsida, Sapindales, Anacardiaceae. Bases 116 to 1159 code for a protein of 347 amino acids. The transcript has 2 exons. The record is from RefSeq and is a predicted model, not a curated record. Gene Ontology annotation, biological process: regulation of DNA-templated transcription.
UCCUUCUCUCUCUAUCUCACUGUCAUGAUAUUUCAACCCCAUCAAGAAAGACUCACGUCGCCACCUGCUCUUUGUCUGUUUACUCUUUGUUUCAACGAUUCCUUUGAGAGAAGAAAUGUUGGGUAACUGUGAGAAGAUGGUUGUCAUCCCUUCAACUACUAACGAAUGGCCACAGAAUCAGAUAGAUGAGAAAAGCUUGAUGGCAUCCACAAGUAGGCUUAUGGAGAAACCAGGCCAAGACCAACCUCCACAACAACCUCUCAAGUGUCCUCGCUGUGAUUCUUCAAACACCAAGUUCUGUUACUACAACAACUACAGCCUUUCACAGCCGAGACACUUUUGCAAAGCCUGCAAGCGUUACUGGACAAGAGGUGGAACUCUGAGAAAUGUACCUGUAGGUGGUGGUUGCAGGAAAAACAAGCGUGUGAAGAGGCCUUCUUCCAUUGAUGGAGCUUCUUCAACUCCUAGUGCAGCAAACCCUAACCCUCCUACACAAACCCAGAUUGAUAUUUCUUCAACCUCAAAUCAUAUCCAUUCUUUGUUUUACGGUUUACCCACAAACCCAUCUGAAAUGAACCUUCCAUUUUCUAGGUUUAAUUCAAGAGUUUCAAGUGUAGACACUGUUUCUGGCUAUGAUCUACAGCCUCAGUUGAAUGCUCUUGGAUUAGGGUUUUCCUCUGGACUCAUGUCUAGUGAUGCUUCUGAUAGUACUAAUAAUUAUCGAAAUGGAUUUAACCCAACUAAGCAAAUCCAAGAUGUAGUUACUUCAACUUCUCUUCUGUCAAGUAACUAUUCCACUUUCGGUUCCUCACCUUCUGUCACCACCACUUCUCCGACUAUGGCUUCUUUGCUUGCUUCUAGUCUUCACCAACAAAAGUACAUCAACGGUGGAGUAAAAAGCUCUCAACCACACAACCAUUUCAACUCCAUAACAUCCUUAGAAGACCUGCAAAUGACUGCCAAUGGUGGAGCCAGGAUAUCAAUGAAAGAAGUGAAAGCGGAAGAGGGCCAAAACAGGAUGGAUUGGAAUGUAGCAUGCCAGAAUCAGAUGGAGCCAAUCGGGUUAUCAGAUCCUUCUUUAUACUGGAAUGCAACUUCUGUCGGUGCUUGGCACGAUCCAUCAAAUAAUAUCGGGUCCUCUGUCACCUCUCUGAUCUAGCAAAUCUAAACGUCAUUUCCUUUCAAUUUGCCUCCCUCUUUUACCUAGUCAUAUCUUGGUAUUUUCAGUAGCUUAGGCUUGGCUCAUUACUUCUGAUUUCCGAAAAAAAUCCAAAAAAAAAAAAAAAAAAAAUCCCCAAAAACCAAAAAAAAAAAAAAAGGGUAAAAAGCAUGGUAGUAGUGAAGCAUAAUAUAAGAUGGAAGGAGCUUGGAUCGGAGAGAUCAUGUCAGCAGCAAAAAAUCAGCCUAUUAGUUUUAUUAUCAAGGUUGAGAAUCAGUAAUUGCGCUGAGAGGAACCUCGGAUCCUCUUCAUUUCAUCUCACAAGGUGUCGUUGUCGCCAUCAUCAUUAUCUAUCUACAGUGUUGAAGAGAUAAAAGGCUUGCUCCUUGGUGCAACUUUUUAGUUCAGUAAGUCGAUCGGUCUUACUUUGUAUGUACAUAAGUAUGACAUGGUUUUUUCUUUGUAAUGUAUUUGUUAUUAGAUUGGGAUUGGGGGGUUUACUGGAGGUAUAUGUUGCAGUCCUCAAUGAGGAUCGCAUUCGAAACUAAUUAAUUUUAUAUUCUACUUUUUUUUUCUUUU